Molecule: messenger RNA, 345 nt
Organism: Gongylonema pulchrum
Lineage: Eukaryota; Metazoa; Nematoda; Chromadorea; Rhabditida; Gongylonematidae
Source: the annotation of a GenBank genome assembly
AUGGGCAUGGAGAAUUCGGAGGACGAACGCAGUGUUCUUGCAAGCUCACCCGAAACCCCGUUCAGUGAUACCGGUUAUGAGGGGGAAGGAUCAGAUAGCACCGACAAUGGUAUUAUGAUAGUUGCAAAAAGAACAGCCAGAGCAUUUCGCCCCGACCUCUUCAUGCCGUUGAGCGUAAGAUUUGGAACUUCGUUACAAGCAUUGAUGACAAAAACUGCAUCCUCUUGCUUCUCAAGCGAAACGAAUACAAAACCGUUUCCAAAGCGAGCAUUACCAGAAGACUUAAAACCGUUGAAAACACGAGUUUUUUUUUUGCGCUUUUUUGAAGAAAAAUGGUGCUUGUGA